UUCAUGUGCUCCUCCUAUUAGCUAUACUGCAUGGACAGUAUUACCUCAAUUUGUCUUCAUAACAUUGUCCAUUAAUUGAUACAUGUACAUGUGCUCUGUUGAUGGUUGUAUUUCUUACAAGUUUUCUUCAGUUGAAGAGGAGUCUUCAAGCUACCAUGACUAUCAAGAGAUAAGAAUGCAGGAACAUGUACAAAAGCUUGGGAUUGGAUAUAUUCCAAGGUCUGUCUGGGUUGUGUUAGAGAGGGAUCUUGUGGAUUCUUGUAAAGCUGGAGAUGAUGUUAUUGUUACUGGUAUUGUCAGACAGCAGUGGAAAUCUCUCAACUCUGGUAGUACGUGUUU
Molecule: messenger RNA, 339 nt
Organism: Amphimedon queenslandica
Lineage: Eukaryota; Metazoa; Porifera; Demospongiae; Haplosclerida; Niphatidae
Product: probable DNA helicase MCM9
Exons: 5
Biological process (GO): double-strand break repair via homologous recombination
Cellular component (GO): nucleus; MCM complex
Molecular function (GO): single-stranded DNA binding; ATP binding; single-stranded DNA helicase activity
Source: RefSeq, a predicted model, not a curated record